AACAUUGCAGCACCCGUGUUUGUUGUCUCCCCUCCUCUUCUCGGGUCUCUCGUUCCCUCUUAUUAAUCAGUCGCCUUGACCUACUCAUCCUCCUCUUUCUCUUUCUCUCCUCCUCUCCUCUCUAAUUCUCAGCAUCUUCCUCUGACUCAUCUUUUCAUCCUCUCCCCCUUCUGUUUCUCCUGUCCUCUCACUCUCAUUCUGGUUUCCACCCCACCCUCUCUCUCUAUCUCUCUAUCUCUUCCGCAGCUCGACUCUUUCAGGCUUCCCUAAUAACGCAAGGCUCCGCGCGCUGAAGGCAGGAUGUCUAUUGUGAGCAUCAUUGCCAGGGAAAUCCUGGACUCUCGGGGAAACCCUACAGUGGAGGUGGACUUGAGAACUGAUAAAGGUCUGUUCAGGGCUGCGGUGCCCAGCGGAGCUUCGACAGGCAUCUAUGAGGCGCUGGAACUCAGAGAUGGAGACAAGAGCCGUUACAAGGGCAAAGGCGUAUUGAAGGCUGUUGGUCAUAUUAAUGACACUCUUGGACCAGCCCUCAUCGCAUCUGAGAUCAGUGUGGUGGAACAGGAGAAACUGGACAACAUGAUGAUCGAAAUGGACGGCACAGAGAACAAAUCUCAGUUUGGAGCUAAUGCCAUCCUGGGAGUGUCUCUGGCCAUCUGCAAGGCCGGUGCGGCAGAGAAAAGCGUCCCUCUGUAUCGUCAUAUUGCUGAUCUGGCAGGAAACACAGAACUAGUGCUGCCAGUUCCUGCCUUUAAUGUCAUCAACGGAGGCUCUCAUGCUGGAAACAAGCUCGCCAUGCAGGAGUUCAUGGUGCUUCCUGUGGGGGCGGAGUCUUUCCGGGACGCCCUGCGUGUCGGAGCCGAGCUCUACCAGACGCUCAAGGGUGUCAUCAAGGAGAAGUACGGCCAAGACGCCACCAACGUCGGCGACGAGGGAGGAUUCGCUCCCAACAUCCUGGAGAACAGUGAAGCACUUGAGUUGAUAAAGACAGCCAUAGACAAGGCCGGCUUCACAGAUAAAGUCGUGAUCGGGAUGGAUGUAGCCGCCUCUGAGUUCUACCGUGACGGCAAGUACGACCUCGACUUCAAGUCUCCUCCAAACCCAGACAGACACAUCAGCAGCGAUGAGCUGGUGGAGAUCUACCAGACCUUUGUCAACGAUUAUCCAGUGGUGUCCAUCGAGGACCCGUUUGACCAGGACGACUGGGCCGCUUGGACUAACAUGACGGGCUCCAUGGGGAUCCAGAUCGUGGGCGACGACCUGACCGUGACAAACCCCAAGAGGAUAGAGAAGGCUGCGGAAGACCGCGCAUGCAACUGUCUGCUCCUGAAGGUCAACCAGAUCGGCUCCGUCACAGAGGCCAUCCAGGCAUGUAAGCUGGCUCAGGCCAACGGAUGGGGCGUGAUGGUCAGCCAUCGCUCGGGAGAGACAGAAGACACUUUCAUCGCUGAUCUAGUGGUGGGACUCUGCACUGGACAGAUAAAGACAGGAGCUCCAUGCAGAUCUGAGCGUCUUGCAAAAUACAACCAACUUAUGAGGAUUGAAGAAGAACUGGGCGAUCAGGCUCGAUUCGCCGGGCACAAUUUCAGAAACCCUAGCGCUCUGUGAUACUGACAUCACCGCACCGAAAUCACUCAAAAAACAGCUGACAAACAGAGUAUGUACUGCACUGAACCGACUGACCGCCCUUGACGUCCCCUCAUAUCAUUCAAAAUGCAUUAAAACAGCACUAUUUGCACUGAUAUACAAAAACAUGACUUGCUCAGACACUCAAGGUAUAUAUUUAAACUGAACUGGACUAUGGACAGGCUUUGAUAGACCAAAUAUUAUGCCCAGUGGAUCCUGGACCGACCAACAUUAUGCACAAGUGAUACUGAAUUACUUGACGGAUAAAACAUGUGCAAAAGGGUGGACAUGCAUGCAUACGAUCCAGAAAAUGGACCUUGAAUUUAACAAGGCAAAGACUUUUAAAAAGAAGGAUUUAACUCAGAUGGAAUAAAAGUAGAGAUUUAUUUUAAUCAGGUGUAAUCUUUCAAAUUAAGCUUCAGUUUCGAUGUGAAAUGUAUGUACAUAAAAAAAAUUAUAAUAAUGUCUAGGCUGACUUGCCAUGAUAUAAAAAUCAAAUGUAAUUUUUAUGGUUCAAUGCAUGAGAACUAGGCAAAAAAAUAUAGAUUUUGGAGAAAAGAGAGUAGAUAAAUCAAAUAGUAACUGGAGUAUGUUUUGCUGGGUCUAGAAUUUACUCUAAAAGACCAGGCCAUUAGAUGCUUUUUAUCAGUCAAUACGCUCUUUCUCAGAUGCGGUGUUUUGUGUCCAUCUCUGAACCAAGAGAAUGCGGAGAAAAAAGAAAAAUUUUCUUUUAAAACAAACUGUUAUUCAUUCAAAUCAACAAAUAAAAUAAAAAGUGUUCUACUCAUUUUAUUAUAUGAUGCAUUUAAGAUAAUAUGUAUUUCAACAAAGUUAAAUAAAUAUGUCCCGAUUAUGUUAUGAUAUUGCCUUAUGGCUGCCUACAUAGAUCAACACGGCAAAAAAUUAAUAAAUAAACAGAUUGAAAUCUAAAGGAUAGUACAUAAUGUUCACAUAUCACUUCUAAUAAUAAUAAUAAUAAUUAUUAUUAUAUUCAAGAACCUCCUAAUCUUCAUCAGUCUGCCUGAUUUUCUCAUGCAGUGACUCUUAAAAUGUACUUUUACCCUGAUCUCCAUCCUAAAGGGGAAGUGGAAGAUUUUUGCGUUGAAUAAAACCGACUCUUAAGUGAGCCAUCUGUAUGCACAUUUCUGGCUCAACCAAUGGUGUGUGUUUGGGGGCGGGGCUACCAUCUCCAAAUAUAUAAGAGACAGCUAUAAGAAUGACACGCUUCACUUCUGCUUUAAGAUGAAUGAUCAAACUCCAGUAGUGAAUGAGAGACAUAACAAUCACGAUGAAGAUCUGAUUCAAGAACUGGACCGACAGACACAGCUUACAUCAAUAGAGACCAAACACACACACACACACACACACACUCACAUUUGUGUAGCAAAGUCUCACCCUCGAUGCACACGAUUCCUUAUUCUCUUUCUCUCCCCCAUGGACUUGCAGUCUGUGUUGCUUUCUUUCUCUCCCCCUUCCCUUCUUGUGGUUAUGACUUGGCUUGUUCCCCCAUACCUGAAAUCUUUUUCCUCCCUGAUGACUUCUCUUUUCAUCGUUUUGUGAGAUUAUUGUGGUUAAAGAAGGAAAAAAAGAGCAAGAUCGUGAGAAAAUGUAAAAAAUAACUGAGAAGGCUGUCAGUGAAUAAUGUUAUGGAAUAAUAAAGCUGUCAUUGCUUUCGUCAAA
This is a messenger RNA of Carassius gibelio (silver crucian carp), 3303 nucleotides long. Its product is annotated as gamma-enolase. The transcript is spliced from 12 exons. The coding region runs from base 301 to 1605 and encodes 434 amino acids. Gene Ontology annotation, cellular component: phosphopyruvate hydratase complex. Lineage: Eukaryota; Metazoa; Chordata; Actinopteri; Cypriniformes; Cyprinidae. Gene Ontology annotation, biological process: glycolytic process. Gene Ontology annotation, molecular function: magnesium ion binding; phosphopyruvate hydratase activity. The record is from RefSeq and is a predicted model, not a curated record.